Durusdinium trenchii is the source of this 892-nucleotide messenger RNA. The record is from the annotation of a GenBank genome assembly. NCBI's taxonomy places the organism in Eukaryota, Dinophyceae, Suessiales, Symbiodiniaceae.
UUUUUCCUGGGUCAGUAGAUUAUAUAGGUCCACUGGCCAUGGAUGUUGUAUAUAGUCAUUGACUGUGACCUCGCGCUGCCGAACACGAUGCUGCCAGGUCUUCAACACUACUCAGGAGAGUUUUCUUGUUGGAGUGCUGUGAAUAGCAACACCUUGGUCAUUUUAUGAUAUGCAUGAUAUGUCACCCACUAGCAGGCCAGCACAGCCAGCUUGCCUCCCGUUUGCCUCCCUUCAAGCCACAUGAGCAGCGUUCUAAAUUCACCCUUUCUUUUUAGUCAGGGACCGGCGAAAAAUCAGUGAACAUAGUGACUUUAGCCGAUGUUUGUAAGGUGUCCAUAAGGUUUGCCGUAAGGAUGUGCAAACUUGAACGAUGCCGGAAGGCUACCGGAAGCGACACUUCACUUGUUGAUUUUGAUUCUGUUUCCUUUCUUGUUUUGCAACAACAUUUCAUAUGUGACCAUAGUGGACUUGCAUACCUUCGCCGUAAGCACAACGUAAGAAUAGCCAUGCAUACAUAUAUAUGUCACCGUACGCAAAAGAUAGAAAAACGUAAGCUUUGCGUAAGGCCUACCGUAAGGUUUGAUUUCUCGGCAAGAAAAGACAACACAAUUUUGAACACCGCUCACAUGAACCUUGUUCAGGAGACAGCCAAUGAGGCGAUGUCAUUCUUCCAGGCAGACCAGGAUGAACUUCUUCCGUUCAACCGAUCCACCGCGGAGCAUUGGGCACCUCUGCGGCACUGGUCCGUCGCGCUGCUGCUGAGCAGGAGCGCCUCGAGGCUGUUGACACAGGGCCACUCUCCGGACAUCAUUGGAGAGAUCGUUUUGACCUGCAUUGCCUUGGUGGUUUGGAUCUUCUUUAUGAUGCUUUGUAGCUGGCUGGGCUUUGGAGG